CACGUCCCAAGCACCUCCAACGAAACCAGUGGAGUCGAAAUCUCCUCAGAGGACGUCGAGAACGCUUCCAGCUCGUCUGACUCGGGUGAUGAUGAACAAGAAAGCAUCAACCCAAUGGAUGCCUCGCAACGACGGAGACUCCAAAAUGCCAAGUUCAAUGUCCUCUUGUCCAAGCGCGCGGUCAUCUAUCCAGUCGACACCAACAAAAGGGCGGCUCCUGAUCUGCCAGACGCUCAGCUUUCGACCGCUCACUUGAUAGUCAAGCACGAUCUGGCUACUGGUACCUUGGACCCAAGAGACUACCAGGUGGAGUUAUUCGAAAGGGCCAAAGCACAGAAUACAAUUGCUGUGCUCGAAACUGGCUCGGGAAAGACUCUAAUCGCAGUGCUGCUGCUUAGGCAUACAUUGCAGAACGAGCUCAAUGAUCGUGCUCAAGACAAGCCGCAUCGCAUAUCAUUUUUCUUGGUCGAUAGCGUUACUCUCGCGUUUCAGCAAGCGGCAGUGCUACGUCACAACCUCGAUCAGAGCGUUGGUCAGUUCUUCGGCGCCAUGGGAACUGAUCUAUGGAACAAGGAGAUCUGGGAUGAGCAUUUCAGGACAAACAUGGUCAUUGUCUGCACGGCGGAGAUCCUGCAUCAGUGCUUGCUCAAUUCUUACAUCAGGAUGGAUCAGAUCAAUCUCUUGAUCUUCGAUGAAGCUCAUCAUACCAAGAAAGAUCAUCCGUAUGCACGGAUUAUUCGUGACACAUACCUGAAGGAGGUUCCUUCAAAACGGCCAAGGAUAUUUGGGAUGACGGCUUCGCCAGUGGACACCAAAGGUGAUGUGGUCGAUGCUGCGAUGAGACUCGAAACAUUGCUUGACAGCACUAUUGCCACAACAUCCCAGGCUACCUUACUGCGGCAAUAUGUCAGUCGCCCAGUCGAAGAAACGUGGGAAUACAAGAGAUUAGAGCCCCCAGUAGCGACAGCCUUGUACAAGGAUCUCAAGCAACGCUUUGGUGACCUCGAGUGUCUCGAGGGCAUCUUCAAAUUUGCCUGGCAGGCAACCUCUGAACUAGGUAGUUGGUGCUCGGAUAGAGCAUGGCUACGUGCUUUAGCAGAUGACGUUCUGCCCAGACUCGAGGGGAAGAUCAACAAGUCGGUUGAGUCUGAUAGCUCACUCACAGAGCCCCAGGAUACACAUACACAAAUCUCGCGAAUCAGAGAGGCCAGCGACCUUGUCAAAAGACAUGAGCUCAGUAGCCCUUCCGGUCCAGAAGCGCUAAGCUCUAAGGUGCAGCUGCUCCGUGCAGAGCUGCAGAAGCGUUUUCUGCAUCCAGAUCAGACAAAGUGCAUUGUCUUCACAGAGAAACGCUACACCGCGUUGAUGCUGUUUGAGCUUUUCAACAACUUAUCUAUCCCUUUCCUUCAACCUGGUGUGCUUAUUGGAGUUCGAUCGGGUGACGUUGCAGGAAUGGGCGUAACCUUUCGUCAGCAAUUCCUUACCUUGAUCAAAUUCAGAGAAGGAGAAAUCAACUGCUUGUUCGCUACCUCGGUAGCUGAAGAAGGUCUCGAUAUUCCGGACUGUAAUCUCGUUGUUAGGUUCGAUCUGUAUCAGACACUCAUUCAGUACGUGCAGAGCCGUGGUCGUGCCCGACACUACAGGUCAACGUAUGCAAUUAUGGUCGAAAAAUACAAUUCGCAGCACCAGGACCGCCUGUCGGAGGUUCGAGAUGCCGAGAGCAUAAUGCAACAAUUCUGCGAAGCUCUGCCUGAGAACAGAUUGUUGCAUGGAAACGAUGACCUAGAAAAGGUUUUGGAGAAAGAAGCCGGCAAGCGGACUUACACUAUCCAAGCAUCUGGUGCCAAGUUGACCUAUCACUCCGCCAUUGCCAUACUCGCCCGCUAUGCUAGCUCUCUGCAAUAUGAGAAAGAGCAAGACGCGAAAGUGCACUAUGUGGUACUUCCUGUUCACAAUGCUUUUGUUUGCGAGGUUAUUCUGCCUGAGAAGUCGCCAGUGGUAGGGCUCACUGGAAGCCCGGAAAUCCGAAAAUCGAGAGCAAUGCAGUCUGCAGCAUUUGAUACCUGCAUACGGCUACGCAAAGCUGGGUUGCUCGACAAUCACUUCAAGUCAAUGUUCCACCGUCGCUUGCCUGCGAUGAGGAAUGCCAAGCUUGCCAUAACCUCCAAGCAGACUAGCCAGUACGACAUGAUAGUCAAACCGUCAUUCUGGGAAGACAAAAGAGGCGAGCAUCCAAGUAGUCUUUACAUCGCUGUAGUCCUGUUGGAACCUUCCGGUCCGCUAACAAGACAACAUGCAAGUCUCUUGUUGCUAACUAGGAACCCCCUUCCCGAGUUUCCAGCAUUUCCCAUCUAUCUCGAUGAGGAUAUAGAGACGAUUGUGCAUUUGGUUCCUUUGAAAGAACAGCUAACAAUAUCAAAGAUAGAGCUGCAACAUUUGACGACAUUUUUCCUUCGAGUGUUCGGUGACAUCUUCCACAAGACCUAUGGCUACCAACCCGAGAGGAUGGCAUAUUGGCUAGGACCGACACAUAUUCAAGUAAUUCCAGAUCGAGGCACCAGCCCCAGGGACUUGGUUGACUGGAAGACCCUGAUCCACGUGUAUAAGAACGAGACUUUGCCGGUCCCAAGCAAUGCAAAUCCAAAUUAUCUGCUUGAUCGCCUGGUCUUCGAUAACUGGAACGGAGCAUGCAGAUACUUCACUCUUGCGGUUGAGAAAAGUCUACACCCCUCAGACCCCCCACCUGCUUUUGUGGCACGGCGCAGGUACAUGAACGAUAUCAUGAAUUACAGCACUAGUCUUUCGAAGAAUUCGCGUGCCAAAUUCCUCUCAGGUUGCGAUUGGAACCAGCCUGUUUUGAAAGCGGAACUAGUUCGCCUGCGCAGAAACCUGUUGGAUAAGAUGACGGAUGCAGAAAGAGAAGUUGAAACGAGGUGUUAUAUUUGCGUAGAGCCGCUUAAGAUCUCCACUAUUCCUGCUCCUGUAGCAGCCUCAUGUCUGGCUUUUCCUGCCAUUAUAUCCCGGAUGAACUCGUAUCUGAUAACCCUGGAAGCUUGCGGGAGGUUGGAUCUUACGAUCAAACUUGAGUUGGCACUCGAGGCUUUAACCAAGGAUUCUGAUAACACAGAGGAGCAUCGAGCCCAGCAGCUUCACGUACAAAGGGGUAUGGGGAAGAAUUACGAGCGCCUCGAGUUCCUUGGGGACUGCUUUCUCAAGAUGGCUACCUCCAUUGCUCUUUUCUCACAAAAUCCAGAUGAUGAUGAAUUCGACUACCAUGUCAGCCGAAUGUGUCUUGUCUGCAACAGGAACCUAUUCAACACGGCGGUACAGAAGGAACUCUACAAGUAUAUUAGGACUCAAGGUUUCUCUCGACACACAUGGUAUCCUGAUGGCUUGAGCCUCUUGCGGGGAAAGGAUCACAGCAAGCAGAUGAGCUCAGAGAGUAAACAUGCACUUGGAGAGAAGACUAUCGCAGACGUCUGUGAGGCAUUAAUCGGAGCAUCCCUGCUCACCGGGGGACCCCAGCAUCGAUUUGACAUGGCAGUCAAAGCAGUGACUGCUCUAGUAGACGAUGCGAGCCACAAAGUCACCUCCUGGAGGGAUUACCAGAGUCUAUACAGCAUGCCUAGAUAUCAAGUCCAGACCCCUGAUGGGUUCGAGCUUGAUUUGGCCCGACAGGUCGAGGAGAAGCUCGGUUACAGUUUCAAGUAUCCCCGGCUCUUGCGAUCCGCGUUCACGCACCCUUCCCUGCCCUCCGCUUGGGCUAAGGUUCCCUGCUACCAGCGACUGGAGUUUCUUGGAGACGCUCUGCUUGACAUGGUCUGUGUCGAGAAUAUAUUCCACCGUUUCCCAGAUCGAGAUCCUCAGUGGCUCACCGAGCACAAGAUGGCGAUGGUGUCCAACAAGUACCUCGGUGCGUUAGCGGUUAAGCUGGGUCUUCACACGCACUUGAAACACUUCAGCAACCCUUUACAGUCACAAAUCACUCUUUAUGCGCAAGCAAUUCAGAUUGCGGAGAGUGACAGCAAAGGUGCAGUAGAUUACUGGGUUGAUGCUAACGAUCCUCCGAAGUGCUUGCCGGAUAUGGUCGAGGCCUACUUGGGAGCCAUCUUCGUCGACUCGAGCUUUGACUUCGAGGCGGUUGAAGAGUUCUUCCGUCGCUUUAUCCAGCCCUAUUUCGAGGACAUGGCCAUCUACGACACAUUUGCUAACAAGCAUCCAACUACGUUCCUCCAUAACCGACUCGGAAAUGAGUAUGGCUGCUUGAACUACUGCCUGAAAGCUGGAGAGCUGCCUGGUGCCGAUGGGACUCAAGCAAGUGUGCUGGCAGCAGUCUUUGUGCAUGAUGUUGUCGUUGCCGAGGGUAUGUCGUCGUCUAGUCGCUACGCCAAAGUCAAGGCCAGCGAGAGGGCAUUGGCGGCUCUGGAGGCAAUGACGCGGUUGGAGUUCCGCAAGAAAUAUGACUGCGAUUGUCGGGAGGUGUGUGAUGCGGCAGACCAGGAAAUUGGAGCAGCGAUAUGAGGGAUGAUGUGCUUUAUGAAGUCAGAGCAGUCAAUUGUGAAUUUUUGACAAGGUGUUGAAUGGAUAGUUGAUGUGGCU
Aspergillus aculeatus ATCC 16872 is the source of this 4599-nucleotide messenger RNA. RefSeq names its product putative RNA helicase/RNAse III. NCBI's taxonomy places the organism in Eukaryota, Fungi, Ascomycota, Eurotiomycetes, Eurotiales, Aspergillaceae. Gene Ontology annotation, molecular function: ATP binding; RNA binding; DNA binding. The record is from RefSeq and is a predicted model, not a curated record. Gene Ontology annotation, biological process: siRNA processing. Bases 115 to 4521 code for a protein of 1468 amino acids. Gene Ontology annotation, cellular component: RISC complex; nucleus; cytoplasm. The transcript is spliced from 16 exons.